Ctenopharyngodon idella (grass carp) is the source of this 6223-nucleotide messenger RNA. RefSeq names its product RAR-related orphan receptor B (gene rorb). Bases 251 to 1651 code for a protein of 466 amino acids. Gene Ontology annotation, cellular component: nucleus. The transcript has 10 exons. Gene Ontology annotation, molecular function: zinc ion binding; RNA polymerase II cis-regulatory region sequence-specific DNA binding; nuclear receptor activity. Gene Ontology annotation, biological process: regulation of transcription by RNA polymerase II. NCBI's taxonomy places the organism in Eukaryota, Metazoa, Chordata, Actinopteri, Cypriniformes, Xenocyprididae. The record is from RefSeq and is a predicted model, not a curated record.
UGCGCUCACGGAGGCAGUGAAAACCUCCGUUGGGUAUAUGCGCUCGCAGAUGUCAUGUGAAAACCCACAUGCUGGCCUUACAGCACAACUGAAGAGUCCGAGCACCGCUUCACUCACCUCUGGAAUGGUUUUGCACAGUAGUCUCCCACUUUGACGAGACCAAACUUCACCACCGAGGAUUUUGUUUUUUUACUCUGGUUUAUGUUUGUUUCUUCAUGACUGACGCGCUCGGGAGCGAGUCGCCACCACUAUGCGAGCCCAAAUUGAAGUCAUACCAUGCAAAAUCUGUGGAGACAAGUCAUCAGGCAUCCACUAUGGAGUCAUCACAUGUGAAGGCUGUAAGGGUUUCUUCAGGCGCAGUCAACAGAACAAUGCCUCCUACUCCUGUCCCCGUCAGCGCAACUGCCUAAUUGACCGAACAAACCGCAACCGCUGCCAGCACUGUCGGCUCCAAAAGUGCCUGGCUCUGGGCAUGUCCCGGGAUGCUGUUAAGUUUGGCCGCAUGUCCAAGAAACAGAGAGACUCCUUGUACGCAGAGGUUCAAAAACACCAGCAGAGGCUGCAGGAGCAGAGGCAGCAGCAGACGGGCGAAGCGGAGGCCCUCGCUCGUGUUUACUCCUCCAGCCUCACCAAUGGCCUCAGCACCCUCAACCACGAGAUUGGAGGGACAUACGCCAAUGGUCACGUUAUAGACAUGCCCAAGGGUCAGCCGAACGGCGCUCCUGGAGGUUACUAUGGCAUGGACUCCACACAGGCCAGCCCGGAUCAGUCUGGACUGGACAUGACUGGAAUGAAGCAGAUCAAACAGGAACCCAUAUAUGAUCUCACCCCUGUUCCCAACCUUUUCACCUACGGCUCCUAUCAAGACAGCCAGCUAGCACCUGGAGUGUCUAUGGGGGAAUUAGACCGAAUUGCACAGAACAUCAUAAAGUCCCACCUGGAGACGUGUCAGUACACAGCGGAAGAGCUUCAGCAAUUAGCCUGGCAGACGCACUCCUAUGAAGAGGUCAAGAUGUACCAAAGCAAGACACGGGACGUGUUGUGGCAGCAGUGUGCUAUACAGAUAACUCAUGCCAUUCAGUAUGUGGUAGAGUUUGCUAAGCGCAUCACUGGCUUUAUGGAGCUUUGCCAGAAUGACCAGAUAUUGCUACUGAAAUCAGGUUGUCUGGAGGUAGUGCUGGUCAGAAUGUGCCGGGCAUUCAACCCUCUCAACAACAUGGUUCUGUUUGAGGGGAAAUACGGAGGCAUGCAGAUAUUUAAAGCUCUAGGCUGUGACGACCUGGUCAGUGCGGUGUUUGACUUUGCCAAGAGUCUGUGUUCACUGCAGUUAACGGAAGAGGAGAUUGCCCUUUUUUCGGCUGCAGUGCUCAUUUCUACAGACCGGCCGUGGUUAAUGGAGCCCAGGAAAGUGCAGAAGCUACAAGAGAAAAUCUACUUUGCCCUGCAGCACAUCAUGCAAAAGAACCAUCUGGACGAGGAUGCGCUGGCCAAGCUGAUUAGCCGGAUCCCUACGCUGUCGGCUCUGUGCACUCUCCACACAGAGGAGCUUCAAGCCUUCCAGCAGCUCCACCCAGAGACGGUUAACAUGCUCUUUCCCCCUCUCUAUAAGGAGCUCUUCAAUCCUGACGCCGCUGGUGUCAUGCCCAAAUGACCCGACACGUUUACCAACACACUUCAUUCAACAAUCGACAGGCUGUCCUUGGGAGUUGUUGCAGAGAAUGAACACUGUGUCGCAGCAUCCACAGAUUUUGCAGCCACAACAACAACAACAAAAACUCUAGGAAUGUCCUGCACUUCAAAAAUCCAACUCAAUUUCACCGGUACAGUCAUAAGAAUGUAUAUAUGCGGCAGCAGCAAAAGGCGCCUUCAGUUUGACAAGAAAUGUACAGACUUUAGGACAAUUUAAGCUGUCUAUAAAUUGGGUAAGUUAAUUUGUUUGUUUGACUUCUCUCUUUUUAUAUAAAAUAUUGUUAUAUUGAAAUGAGAAGGUGGGGAGUGCAUUCAAAAAUGAUAAUGUAGUCAUUUCUCUAGUACAAAGCGGUAUUCCAGUAUUAAAUUUUGUUCUGUUAAUAUUUUAGUCAUAAUUUAAAAACAAAGGUGGCCUGAAAGGCCCGUACCUUGUCUAUGUAAUUUUUCGUAUUUGUUUUGUAGUUUUACCUGUACAUAAUAUGUGAAGUUGAAACUGGUGUAAAGUUAACGGGGGACUAACUUUGUUUGGCCACGUUUUAAAGCCUUGUCUGGGCUAUGUAGAUAUGUAUAAACAGCACCACAACAUUAAUCCUACAACUAAGGAUUUUUGAAGUGGAAAAAUAAUUGAUAAUGGAUACUUUUCCAUACGAAAGUAUAGAGAUAUAUAUUUUACAAAAAUUGUAUGACCGAUUACCAUCUUGUCAGUCAUAGCUGCAAUAACAGUUUCUGUAACUGCUGAAAAACAAUCCAGUCAAAUGUGACAUUAUGGGAAGCCCUCAGAACUACAUCGAAUCUAUAAUCCCGUUUGCUCUAAAUGCCUCAAAAUGCUGUUCUUACUGCCAAAAAUGUGAAGCUGCAGUCCUCUGUCUGUGAAGGCAUAAAUAGCUACUGUAGUACACAAUUAGUUAUAUCAUUUACUGCCACUGAUAUGAAGUCUACUCAACUGUUUUCUGCUGCCUUUAUAGUAGAUUUUCUGACUUGAGCAAUAAUUUCUAAUCUGUCAUUAUGUGCCCAGGUCAGGCUGGGUCUGUGGUAUUCUUAACCAUAUGCUAAUUGUAAAGUACUCAUCCUUAUUUUGAACAUCCAUUUAUUUACAUAUUCAUUAGAUAAAAUAUUUUCUGUGUUUGGCAAUACUUAAUUUAAGGUGAAUAUCUGAAGACAUCUAAAAUUAGUCAUUCUAUUACAAAUUAUUAUUUUUUUAAAAAGAUAACAGUAAUGGGAUUUAUGUAGAUAUGGGUAGAAAAGCAAUCAGUUGGAGCAUUGUUUCAGGAAUCAUAUUUUAUCAUAAUCAAAAAGAAAUUCUACAAAAAUAAAAUAAGAUCCUACUGGAUAAAUGGAAAUCCCUAUUUUUCAUGUUUUUAUUUAUGUAUUAAUUUUAUUUAUUUAUUUAUUUUUGGAUAGAAAAUUGCUUAAUUGGGAAUAAAAAAGGAAUAUAAUUCGGAUUAGGUGAUUGUCUUGGAAUUUAGCUGGUUAAGAAACCAUUUUAGGAAAGCAGAUUUAAAUAUGACAGCUUUAACAGUCAUUCUUAAGCACAGAGAUGUUUCCUGUCACUCAAUACACUGAGCAUGCUUAAAUUGCUGUAAUCCACUGUUAAAAGACUUUGUAAAAGCUUAAUGCAAGUGGUAAUGACAAUCAUCUUUGAGUACUCACAUUGCAGUAUAGAACCAUGAAUGCAGCUACUGUAGGAAGACUAGUAGCUCAAUUGGAAGAAUUCUAAAUGGGCAGUUUAGGUUUGGACCCUUUUGGUCCAAAGAUAAAUCUCGUAAGUACCAUCUCAUACCACCAGGUGGAGAUACUGAGAGCGCUUUCCCCCUUCUCUUGACCUGUACUCACAGGAUGUAAAGCCAUAUGUCAGUUUCUGAAGGAAAAAAACAUAAAUACGCAAGCUAGGACAUUCGGUUACACCGAUCAGUGAAUUUUUAGUACAUCUUGAUGCAUUUAUAUUGUAAAAUGCACUUGAAAGCACUUAAUUACUGUAUGAAGGAUUAAUAAUACAUGGUAUUAAAUACAUGCACAAAUGUUGUCUGCUGAGAAGCAAUCAUACUACCUGUUCAAGUCCUCCUACUGAACCAAACGCUCUCAGUCCAACUUUAAGGGAAUGUUUCCAAUUCCUUCAAUGUUAGUUUCCUGUUCAAGACAAUCAUUUCUGGGUGCAUUUGUUCUUGGCACCCAUCUCAGGGACUUCUCUUUUAAUGUUCUCAAUAGAAAGAGAGUACUAUUUUAAAAGAAAUAUGGACAUUUUUAGGGAAUUAAAUACAAUCACAGCGGUUUCUUCACAUACAAAACCUACCCAGACAAGGCUUUGGUGUGUGUAUGUAUGUGUGUGUGUGUGUAAAGCGUGUACCCAUCGUUGAGGGGUGAAACAGGCUCAAUUGCCACACUGCAUCGCUUGUUGCACGUCCCAGCAGACAGCUCUCUCUCUCUCUCUCUCUCUCUCUCUCUCUCUGUAAAUAUCAAUGUGCAGCAGUGUACCAGCAAUGGUGCUAGUGCUGAGCUCCAAAUUAAAACAUUGUAAUUAUUAAGCAUCUCCUAAAAUUAAAUGGAUUUUAUGUAAGUUAGAUUAUUUAUACAGAGCAUGAAUAAGCUGCUCUCUAUCUAUUUCUAUGCUCAUUACAGAAAAUGGAUUCAGUCAGAAAUCAUUUUAAACAUAUGAUGAAGGCUUUUUGUAUUAGACUGUGAAUUGAGGACGAGAGGAAUUUGUAUCUAUAUGAAAGGUUCAACACUGUUAGGUACUGUAGCAAUAACUGGAAGCAUUUACUACAGUCAUCUUUGCAUUCUAAGAUUAUUUUUAUUUUAUUAUAAUUAUAUUAUUAUUAUUAUUAUUAGCCUAUUGUUGUUCAGUUAUUCUUGCAUGCUGGUUCAUAACAAUGAAACCUUUGGGCUUUUGUGUUUUCUUAUGUGUUGCUGAGAGGGGGUGGGCAAUGGGGGUCGGGGGGUUGGUUUCGGGCUCGUUUUUAUUCUGAAUGUUUCUGGGUUGAUGUUGACUUAAAACACCACACCCUCUUCAUUCUGUUCGAACACACUGACAUAAGCACAAAGUAUUUCUUACUGUGUAGAAUAAUAUAAGGGCACUAAAGGUCAAAACAUACUCUACGCAAGUAUGUAAACGCAGACGCAAGCUCCUUUGGUCGUUGCCGCAUGGGGCGUUAUUAUGGCGCGAAAAUAUAUUUUAUUGCGGUCUGUUUUCUCUUUUAGGUCAAUUAGUGUCAUGGAAGAGCUACAGUUAGUUAAAGUCUGUUUGUUUGAGGCAACUUACCUGAAUGUAACUUUAUCUCUCCCUUGAGUCUUGUUACUGCCGCCAGAUCAAUUUAAGAGCAAGUCACUCGCACAUGCGCAGUUGUACGCGCACCGUUCGCGCGGUUGGCCUGCACAUGCACGCGGACCCUCUUUAUGACGAAAAUUACGUCACACGCACAGCGUUCAGCGGAGUGUCGCUGAACGCGGACGGCCGAAGUAUUCUUUGGGCUGUCAGUGCGUUGACCAAGCACUCGCGUCUGCGCAUGCGUACGUUAAAUGUUUUGGUCCUUAAAAGUUUACUGAAGACUGAUUUAAGUCUCCUCCACUGUAUUCUGCUAGACCCGUAUGAAUAUAUCAGCUAGGCAUAAACUAGUCCUACACUUAACAUGAAGGAAGUAACAGAUGUCUGUGUGUUUUUUAGUUAUAAACUCGCGUGCGACCACAGAUGGCUAAAGUACAUUCUUCUACUGAAGUACUGAUGCAUACUACACAUUUCUUUUUUUGUUUUGUUUUUCUUUUCUUUUCUUUUCUUUUUUCUUUUUUUAGUUAAUUAAUGAAUUAAUGAAUCAGAAUGUGUCUGUCUCCCUGGAUGAAAAAAAACAAACAAAGGUAGCAUCUGUUACCAAAACCCUUAAGACUGUACUUAGCGUGCAGAAUUUUUUUAAUGUACUAAAUAUGUAAACGAAACAUUUUUGUUUUCAAGUGCCAUAGCUAGUGUGAAGUGAAGCUGAAUGGCAUAUGGGGUAGAUGCUUUACUGUACAACUUGUUUACUUGAGAAGCAAUCAAAAAGUGGAAUUCAGAUGCAAGUGUGAAUAUUCAGACAACCAACUGUUUGUUGUUCAUGGAGAACAGGCUCUGAUUGACAGAACUUUAGCACAUGUCCACAAUACAAGUAAAGCACAUGUAGCAUGGGAGGGUGGGGGUUCUGUUAACUUGCCAACAGUGUGAGUGUGAGCUUAUGUGUGUAUGUAUAUAUGUGAGUUUGAUUGUAAAACAGUAUAUAAGUUAAGGGUGAAUAGCACUUUGUGUGAUGGACUGAAUAUGCUGAAUAUGUCUGCUUGUACUUGUAAGAGUGGGGGGCGGGGGGGGGGAUGGGGGGGGGGGGUUGAGCUUGAGGUGCAAGCAUUGUGGAAUGGACAUGCAAAAGUACUGAUUAAUCAAGACCUUAAAGUGUCUCCUCCAUGUUGUAUAUACUAAGUGAAGGACUUAAGUGAUUUUUGUUAAAUUCUAUAUUUUAUGGCUUUUGUAGACAUUUCUUUGUGGGAUAAAAAAAUAAAGAAAAUUUUAUGGAUGCAA